AUGACUACGGGACUGUUACCAUCGUCACCGACUUUUCCCGAGACACACGACAGUUCUUCUUCUCUUGAUACUGGGUCCACUUCUUCUUACUUACACAAUGACUGUCUCAAAUAUCAUUCUUCCUUAGAUACGGUUCAUGCAAAAAUAUAUCGGUACAACAGUUUCCCAGAGCUAAUUCAACAUUUAAAGAUUACACUAAGAAUUAAUUUACCUCGUAUCGACUACCCAUCUAAUGAGAUUCUUUUGAUGAUCCUAUCCGGGACACAGUUGAACCAUAUAGAGGAAAAAUCUUCAAACGGCCUACUUAAUUUGUCAGUACCUUGUAUUGAAUAUUUGAAUCAGAUGUUUGACAUUUUUGAAAACCCUUCAAUAUUCAAUGAUGCUGAUCAACAAAGGAUUUAUGAUGAAGAGGUCCUAAACUUAUAUCGAAAGCUUGUGACUUUGUUUUCAUUCCUCAAACCUCCAAUAGAUUCGAGACGCUCUAAAAGAAAGAAAAACAUUCUUAACAAUACACCCCAAGUUCUGUCUUUAGAUGAUUCUUUGCUUGACUAUUCAAUGGAAGAAAACAUGAAUACCCUGGAGCAUGAAUUGCGAAAUGACAAAAUGCAGUCUCUUUUUGAAAUCUCAACAACAUCAGAUAAAUUCAACAAUGCAGAUACCUUCUUUGGCAUCAAAUAUUUACCCGAGGUCGAAAGGAAUCUAUGGAAUUACUUCAUAUUUGCUUUUAGUACUGUCAGCAAACUAACCGAAAUUGAAAGAGUUGAUUCGUAUGAAAGCUACACGGAAACAUGGGUUCGUUGGCGUGAAUUUUUAAACAUAAUACUUCGAUUUAUGGAACUAGAGUUAAAGAAAAGCGCUGAUAUUACAAAUUCUUUACUUGUGUUGAACCUAAUAAAUAUAUCCGGAUGUACUGAUUUUUCUGAGAUGGAACAAGAUCAGAUUCUUGAUUCCUUACUUACAUUUUGUGACUACGUUUUUACAAAAUCACGGUCAUCGUGCAGCAUUUCAUCCAUAAUUCCAUUAGAUUUGACGCUAAGUCAGAAAUAUAAUUUUUCCAAUAACCCACCAAUGUUCGAGUAUAAAUUCCAAGGCUCAGGGAUAGGCUUGGAUUCACUUCCUACUCGUUCCAGGUUACUACGAAUAUGUUGGAAAUAUCUAUCAUACCUUCCUAUCGAUGGUACAGUAAAAUCAAAAAUUUGCGGCAAGGUUGCUAGAAAAUCAUUUCGACUCAACCCAAGGGAGUUAUUGGCCUUUUUUUCGGAUAGCUAUUUCACACUAGAUACUAAGCUUGUUGAUAAUGAUUUUUUUUUCAUCGUGUCAUUUCAUGUGAUGCGUCUUAUUUCAAGAAGUUGGAGCAUUACACCUGAGGUUUGUUUGAGGGAUUAUAAGGCCUACUUUGGACAGCUAAAAAUUUUGUUUAAAUCAGCACAAAGCAACUCAGAUCAAGCAUUGAAGGCUAAGCUAGUAAAAGGGGGAGAAGAUUUUUCUUCACUAAAUUCGUCCAAUGAAAUUCUGGAGAAAUGCUAUAUUCUUGCUAGGUAUCAGCUAAAAGUACUUUUGCAGUCUAUUAAGCUAGAGGAUGGCGAAAUGCAAAUACUAGAUGAAAUUUCUUUCACUGUUGGUAGUACGAAUAUAUUCCUAGGAGAAUUAGCAAGAAGGAUAUAUUCAAACUGA
This is a messenger RNA of Pichia membranifaciens NRRL Y-2026, 1674 nucleotides long. RefSeq lists its product as hypothetical. Lineage: Eukaryota; Fungi; Ascomycota; Pichiomycetes; Pichiales; Pichiaceae. The transcript has a single exon. The record is from RefSeq and is a predicted model, not a curated record. Bases 1 to 1674 code for a protein of 557 amino acids.